Molecule: messenger RNA, 951 nt
Organism: Blepharisma stoltei
Lineage: Eukaryota; Ciliophora; Heterotrichea; Heterotrichida; Blepharismidae
Source: the annotation of a GenBank genome assembly
AUGGAUUGGUGGGUUUGGGCUACAAUCAUAAGCAUUUUAGCGGUUUUUUAUAUUGUGAAGAAAAGAAGGACUAUAAUAGUAACAGAUAUUAUUUUUUAUCCCAUAAAAUCUUGUCAAGGGAUACAUCUAAAUAUAGCGGAAAUAGGAGAAUCCGGAAUAGUAAUGGACAGAGAAUGGGCGAUAUUGGAUGAGAAAGAUAAUAUUGUUGACCAAAAAUUAAACCCAAAUCUAGCUAGGCUAAAGCCGUCGAUUAUUAAUGACAAAGAUUCCUGCCCACAAUUUUUAGUUUUAAGCUACCCAAAGUUUCAAGAUUUUGCAUUAAAAAUUAACGAAAAUAAAGUUUCGUCCAUUUUUGAAGUAGAUUUAGAAGAAAUGAAAGGAGAAGUCUUAGAUGAAGGCCCUGAGGUCGCUAGAUGGCUAAGCGAAGUAUUUGGGAAAGAUUAUAGGCUAUGCAAAUUGAUAAGGCAAAGAGAUUUAAGCGACCACCCGAAUUAUGGAAAUUUAGAAGAAGGAGAAUUUAAGCUGAGUUUUAAUUGUGAAGGACAAUUUCUGAUUACUUCAGAAGAAAGUCUUCAGUAUAUGCUGCAGAGCCUUUCAGAAGACAAAAGAGGGUUAUUUGACAUGGAUUCAUUUAGACCUAAUAUUGUGGUAAAAAAUUGUCAGCCGUUUGAAGAGGAUAAUUGAGGAAAUUUUGAAAUUGAUGGAGUGAAGUUUAGUGGGGUACGACUUUGUGAUAGAUGUAGAAUGACAACAAUGCAUAAGGAUACACUGCAGCAGGAUCCUAAGUUUGAGCCAGUUACUACAAUGAGAAGGAUACAUGGGAGCGGAAUUAAAGCUUUUUUCGGCUUGCUAGCUGUAAAGAGAAAUACAGGAAUCAUUAGAAAAAAUUCAGUUUUGACGGUAAAAUCUAUACAAAAGAGGACAGAUGCAAGUGUGUCACCUUUUAAGUAA